AUGUGGACGAUUGAACAAGGUGAACAAGAUGGUUCUUUUUAUAUUGCGGUAAAUGGCGCGAAAGCUGUCUCAUACAUUGAUGGGAAAGAAUUUGGCCAAAUAAUAGAGGCAUCAUGUGGGAGAAGUGCCUCGGAAAUUUACCUAAAGGUAGAAAACCAACAUAAAGCUGUUAAAUUUGACAUACUACAGUGUCAAACGCCAGAACUAAAAUCAAAAAAUGCAAGUGAAUUUGUGAAAAAACUGCAGACAAAAGGAAUAGCGAGAACGAGACAAAAGAAGAGGUCGUUACAGGAGAUGCUUGAGCCCAAUCCAAGUCUCAGUGGGGACAUCGUUGAGAGAUUACAUCAAGUCCCAUUGAGUCCUACAACAAUCAUUCCUGUUUUAGCAACUAAGAUGAUGAAUAAUGGGUCUGAAGACAAAGAGGAUAUAGCGAUGCAAUUGUUAUCAAAGCCCGAAAACUUUCACUUUGUGGCCCUCGGUGGCAAUCAUUUGAGACGAGCCAUUGUACAUAUACAAUCAAGUUUCAAAGAUGGCUAUGAGCAACUGACGGUAUUACGAUGCAGAGUGUUCAUGGACUUAACCGAAAUGGAAGCUAGAAGAGUGGCGAAUUCCCAAAACAACAGUCAAAUUUCACUGCCCGUCACAUUUCAGGACAGAGCCAGGCAGGCGCAGUAUUUGUUCAAUAAUGGGGGUGCACGUCAGCUGAGGCUGGUGCAGUCUCUAGGUUUGCCAGAUGGUAAAUGGCGAGAUGUUACAAGUAGGACAAGAAUGAAGGCAAAUAGGAUAAGAGCGAAUGCUAACAGAACGGGUGGCGGUCCUGGCGUGAAGUUAGAGGUAUUAAGACCCCUAGAAGAGCGUGUCAUAGGCCUCUUGGAACACACUCGGAUCUAUGGGAUGGAAACAGAUGGGAUAGAUAAAGCAGAUACGGCGUAUGUCGCAGUGCCAAUGUCGACCGAAUCUCACAAAGAGUCCCAACAGACCAUUUGUGAUGAAGAAAUAGUGGUCAGCCCGAACGAAGUUGCCGCAACGCCGAGUGAAGAUACAUGUAGGCCUACAUCAAAGCCAGAUGAACCAUCAUUCAUCCAGUUAGAACCUGUGCCAUCUGGCGAAGCCUUCAAAAGGCAUAUAGACCCGCAACAAUUGCAAGCUCCUUCAACUAAGCUAAACAUUGCCGAAGCAGCAUGACCGCAUUUGAGGCAGAAGUUGCAAGGAUCGAAAAGCAAAAGGCUGAUUCCUAUGAGAGAAUUGCUAUGGCAAUGGAAUGCGCUGUCA
Owenia fusiformis is the source of this 1272-nucleotide messenger RNA. Lineage: Eukaryota; Metazoa; Annelida; Polychaeta; Sabellida; Oweniidae. The record is from the annotation of a GenBank genome assembly.